Salvelinus sp. IW2-2015 is the source of this 3113-nucleotide messenger RNA. RefSeq names its product tetraspanin-31. The record is from RefSeq and is a predicted model, not a curated record. Gene Ontology annotation, cellular component: plasma membrane. NCBI's taxonomy places the organism in Eukaryota, Metazoa, Chordata, Actinopteri, Salmoniformes, Salmonidae.
CCACUGAUAUUGACAGAGACAGAAUAUCUGUUGUACUGUUUAAAGAGUGAGCGGUGCUUCCUCAAGCUUCGGUUUCGUGAAAGUAAACAAAAUAGUGAACAACGUCCAGAGGGAAAUAUUCCUUGUAGUUGGCAAAGUUAGAUAGAAUAUCUUCAAGAUGGUUUGUGGGGGAUUUACGUGUUCUAAAAAUGCUCUUUGUUCACUCAACGUGGUGUACAUGUUGGUUGGUCUGCUGCUGAUCGGCGUGGCAGCGUGGGGGAAAGGCUUCGGCAUCGUGUCCAGCAUCCACAUCAUCGGCGGGGUCAUCGCUGUGGGCGUCUUCCUACUGCUUAUCUCCAUCGUGGGUCUCAUUGGAGCCCUCAACCACCACCAAGUCAUGCUCUUCUUCUACAUGGUCAUUCUGUUCCUGGUGUUUCUUUUCCAGUUUGGUGUGUCCUGCUCCUGCCUGGCUAUUAACAAGGGACAGCAGGUGAAGCUGUUGAGUGGUACCUGGGCGUUGAUGAGCAACGACACGCGUCUGGGCGUGGAGAGCAAGUUGAACUGCUGUGGGCUGCUGAACAACAACCAGAGCAAGGAGCAGUUCAACGAGGACGUGAAACUCUGCAAUGCGCCCUGUAAGCAUGCCAGGAUCUGUUUCACCUGUGGGGACUUGAUGCUGCAGCACGCUGCAGAGGCUCUGAAAAUCCUGGGUGCAGUAGGACUCUUCUUCAGCUUCACAGAGUGUAUAUUCAGCAGGCGCAAGGGAACCACGCCUGUAAAGCCCAUUACGCARCUGCAUAAGAUCUUGGGUGUGUGGCUGGCUGCACGUUACAGGAACCAGAAGGAUCCAAGAGCCAACCCCAGUGCAUUCCUAUAAGAGCAGAGCGUGAAGAGGCCCACAAGUUACGCACCAUGAUAUAGACACACACACGCAAAAUACAACAUUGGAGAUACACAUACAUACACACAGAUGUGCCAAUAUGAAAAGAACAACACACACUCGCAGCCUGAUGCCAAUUGACAACCCACUAAGUACCUUCUGGUUCUCACAUGUGCAUACACACACACUGGGGAAGAAAAGGCCAUGUUGGUCUGUACAGUUUCUUCUCAUGUACGAUAGGAUUGUUCAACAGCUUUUUUUUGUAUUACUUCUAUGUCAGUGUUUCUCAACCUCUGGUCUGUGGACCUGCACUGCUCUUUGGGAUAAUGGGGACCACUCCCUCAGAUGCUAAUACUUAUUUACUUUGUUCUUAAUUAGAAGUUUUAAACAACACAUUUCUCCAGAGGUAUAUCUGGUUCAUGUUCAUUAGGCACCAAACAGAAGAACAUGUACAGAAACAAGGAGGGACCUGCACUUUUCCAAUAAGAAAGUUUUUAUUUUCCAUUCUACGUUUUGCUACGGUGUGCUCUAAUGAAUAUGAGCCUGUGCUCACUAGUCCCUGGUACCAAACCAGUUGAGAACGACCCCGUUCAGAGACCCCUAUCCCUGUCUGUCCAUGAUGUGGGUAGACUACACAGACGCAGCACCCUGUGCACCAACUACCAGCAUAGCACUGUGUGUGAUGGCAUACACAGAAUUGAUCUUUUUUUAACCAAGAAAAAUCUUUUAUAAUUUAAGGGUUUUGUCUAUGCCACAAAAUGUUGUGAUUGUGAUUUUACAUAGUAGACUUSUGUGUAGCUUCUGUUGAUUUUUAACAAGAUGUCAUUGUGUGCAGUGUGGCCAUCAAUAUUUCUUGACAAAGAAAGCGGUGCCUUAUAGAUCAUGUCAUGUUAGUGCCUUGGGUGGGAAUUAGAUUUUGUGCCAAACUAUUGAUUAAGAGGGGAUACUGAAUUGGAUAGUCUAUAGAGACAUUUCUCUUCCUUUUGAGCUAAAACAUUAAGCACUUUAAUGGAGUUCAGACAAUAAAAACGUAGGCGUAAUUCAGUUACCCCCCCCCCAUCUAUCCACAUAGCACUUUAUUCAACACAUGCAUUUGCUCCUGUAUAAUAUUACAUUUGUUUUGUUUGUGGUACUAUGGACACUAGAGGGCUUUGACACUGAGUAAAAGUUGUCAUUAAACAAUUCAUCUGGACCACCAGAGUUAAUACUGGAGAUAAUGCCUUUGUGGAGAUGCUAUGGGAAAUGCAACAUGUUUUUCUCACAUCUCUCCUUGGCCUGUCCUGAUAUGCACCACCCUCACCUCAAUUGUCUCUAGACAUAGAGCUAGGACAUUUUAACAUAUUUAAUGAAUGAACAAAACAUGUUUGCCAGUGUUGAUAGUUGUCACACACUCCUUCAUAAAAUAAGUGCAGCCAGUCUCAAAAGUUGAGACAAACUGUAGUCUGGAGAAUUAAAAUGAAUUUAACGCUUUGAUUAGGAAUAUACAAUUAAGGGAAMAUGUAGAACUACAGCACAAAGCAAUGGGCAGCACAGUUUUUGGAUGAUCUAGCUUAAGUGGUGUUCCACUACCUGCCUUCAUAUGUUGACACUGAACCAUCUGAUCCUUUUCUGUGCAUUUUUGUUUCCACUAUCUAUUUUGUAAUUAACCUGAAAGUGUUUUCCUAGUGGCACUUUGCCAGAUUUUAUUUAUUUGCCUGUCAUUGGAGGAAAUCAUUUGCUAUGGCCUAAUUGAUGCAAUCUUGGAAGAAGUUUAAAAGCUUUUAACCACCUGCCUAAAUACUUAGCAUACCAGUGACUGUUCACAAUAAUUGUCAAUUUGCAGCAUCUAAAAACUGAGCAAAGAGUUGAGGAAUGAGUUUUAUUAAGUAUUGCCCUUAAUGGUAACUCUGCUAAAAGCCUUUGGUUGCACAGUGCUUCUGCACAGCAAUGGGUUGUCAGAGUUAGUAUAUUAGUGAUGUGGCACUUCCGACGGCUGUGAGACUGCCACUAUACGUCCUGACUCAAGGUUUUGACCCUAAAGUUUGUCCAUGAUUGACAGAAUGACUCAUGUUCUAGAUUAUGGCAGUCUCAGCUUCCUGUUGCUUUUCACCCAAAUGGCUCCCUAUAUAGUGGACUGCUUUCAAGUAGUGCACUAUAUACGGAACGGGAUGCCAUUUGGGACUCAACGUUCUUACUGUGGACUUGAUUGCCUGCUUAACCUUAAGGUUUAUUUUUUGUGCAGCACGUUUUUCCUAUUAAAUGUCAUGAUUCAGGA